Messenger RNA from Tuber aestivum (summer truffle), 2351 nucleotides. Lineage: Eukaryota; Fungi; Ascomycota; Pezizomycetes; Pezizales; Tuberaceae. The record is from the annotation of a GenBank genome assembly.
AUGGAGGAGGCUCCCAGUCCGCCUGGGUCAAUGGGGAGAGCUAGUUUGGUCGAUAUCAAACGCAAGAGCAAUAUACCUCCUGACCCAUCUGAGUGGCUUUGGGACCACGGGUCGAAAAUGUCUUCACGGCGCACACUCCGCCGUGAGGAAACUUUGAAUACUGGAGACAAGCAUCUCGCAACUCGUGAUUCGUAUCACAGUAUGUCGAGCGUUGUGUCUGCAUUUGUUACCGUGGACGAAGAAGUUCAAAAUUACCGGACUAGGAAUGAUCUGAGCAUCCGGUAUUAUUCACAUGGGGACAUACCGAAGGUUCAAAUCUACGAUGUCAAUGGCCAAUUGGAGACCAGCGCGAGGAACUCUUUACACCGGGGUCAUUCUCCUGAGGUUACUCUCCUCAAUUUUCCGGAUAGUGUUUGGAAGAAUCUCGCUACCCUUGUAAGUUACAGGUAGCCCCCCAUCGGCUCACCAGAUUCCAGAGAAGCUGACACAAUAUAGAUGGAGCCGUGGGAUUUGUCGCGUCUAUCCCGUUGCUCAAAAGGGCUCCAGAGAGCAAUUGAUCCGCAUCUCUACGCAGAAAUAAGUCUUUGCACUAACCAACCCCACGGGUUCUCCUACGCCUACCUUUCUGGUUUGUUGGAUUCCCUGACUGAACCGGGAAAUCACGUCAAGCUUCGGCGAUAUGUGAGAUCCUUUAAGGUUGCCGCUGGCUGGGAGGAAAACUCUAUCAAGCUCUACGACGGUGUGGAGCCCCUUACUACUGACGAUGUUCGUGACGCCGACGGUGAACAGAUGCUCGAUCCGGAAACUGUUAUCCAGCUGAUAAAGGAGGAAGGCGUCGAAGAGGAUGGUGGGGUUAAGGAAGUGAACUAUCUGUUGGCUACUUUCUUGAGCUAUGCUGUUGGUUUGGAAACAUUUAUUCUCGAUACAGCUAUUCCAUUGCGAAGUGGACUUAUAGCUACCAUUGCUACAGUGGAUACCAUAAGGAGAGUAGAAAUAAACAUUGCCCAACCCACUCGGACACAGAGGAAUGCUGAUGACUGGAGGAUUUUGGAAAAAUCUCUGGUUGGAAAGUACAGACCAAAUAUUUCUCGAUUUUCUGAGCUCUCUCUAUUCCACCUAAGGCUCACCAACCUCCCGACUAGAGGCGGCCCAUGGUAUGUUGGGUUGUGGAAACUGAUCGAGGGACUUACCACCCUCAGUGUCCUUCAGGUUGAACUACCAGUCAUCAGCAGGGCCAGAUAUCCUAAAGUAUUUGACGAAAGGGGUUGGUUGAUCCCGCUUGCUGGAACGUUCGCUCCAAAGAUACCACCAACUUGGGAAGGCAACACCUCGUGUGUCCAUACAUUGACUUUGUCAGGGUUUAUAGUCGAUGCUGCCCUGAUAAAAAAUGUCAAGAGACUGUCUCUUAUUGGCUGCAUGCGCAUGAAGUCAAAGUUUCGCCCCGAAUGGACCAAUCUUGAGUACUUCCGUGCCACUGGCUGGGCCUUCAUCGACCUUGCAAUGAAGUCUACCGAUAAAACCACUAGAGAGCUGCACUUCACAGCAACCCCAGGGGAAAUUUCGCCUUCUCCUACAGUGGACCUCACAAAAAAAAUCUUCCUUGAACACUACCCUAUCCUCCAUAACCUGCAGAAAUUGACCCUAAAGCCCCAAUGGCAUCUUGCUCCGCGCGAGAUGACUUAUCUGCUCCGUCAUGGGAAUCGCCUCACGUAUCUUGGAUUAUGGGUUCCAGAGGAGGUCUGGGGACUCUUUCUCCGCUAUGUCCCUUCUAUGCAUCGUCUUCAGAAGAUUCACAUUCUCAACGAGGGCGUCGACAGGGUUGGAGAGGUGGCGGGCAGGUUGAUUGGCUCCAGUAGGAUCUACCAGGGGACCAUUAUUGCGAUUGGAAAAUGUGCCUGGAGAGUUACCCUCGUGCGGGAUUUAUUUGAUGACUGGCAAUGGGGGGUUGUGAGGAUUAGGGAUGGGCUCGAUGAAGUACUUGGGAAGGGACUUGGUGGGGGUUGCUAGGGGUUACGGAAAUCCUGGGGUUGAUCUCAGUGAUUCUCACUCGUCAACGCGCGCAGGGAGGUUCAAGUGUGCCUUUUGGGUGAACCUUGGGGAUCAGAUGGAACAUUUACAUUGGAGUUCUGGUACGGAGAAAUUUUCAUGUGAAUUUUCCCGGUUUUCUCGGAUUUACUUGUCUUUUUCCCUUCUCUCUAAAAUUGGUGUCCAACCGUUGGCUUUGCUUGAGCCUUACUCGCCCUUGAUAGUUCAUGUUGGUCAUCAAUAAUAUGUCUCAAUUAUCUCAUAGGUCUCUUGGGCAUAGCUUAGGUCAUCAAUGGAAGAAUCGUAGUUCCUCUAUCUCUACUCUG